UGUGCUGAUGUCUGAGUCAGUGUGAUCAGGAGAAGUCUGGGUGUGCGGACCAUGUACAGGGAUUUCUCCGGGACUUACCCUCAGCAGGACUUAGGGUGCAGCAGCGGCAGUCACAGCCCGGACUCCGGGAGCUCACACUACGGGGCUGCCAGUAUGGGGCACAGCAUGAGAGACACACCUCCACAGGACCACCACCAGCACCAGCAGAAAUACACAACGCACACAUCUUCCAGUCAUUUCAUCCCAACAUUAAAUGCAAUAACCUCAAAUCAAGAUCUAAACUGGAUGGUCCAGCCUAGUGUUCGAUCAUUAGCCUUACCGCCAUACCCUAGCCCUCGUCAUGGUGUCAUCAGAAGCAUGAGCGGAGUCUUGAAUAUGGCAAGAAGACGUGGCGGUGAACAUAUAUCACCAGAGGAAGAGGCGAGGAGAAGAGUACGAAGAGAGAGGAAUAAGGUUGCAGCUGCCAAGUGCAGAAACCGUCGUAAAGAGCUAACUGACUAUCUUCAAGCGGAAACAGACAAGCUGGAAGAAGAAAAGUCAACUCUACAAAAGGAUAUAGCAGAGCUGCAGAAACAGAAAGAUAAGCUUGAACUGAUUCUUGACGCCCACCACCCAAUCUGCAAAGUGGCCCACUCUCAACAAAAUAGCCAGCUAGAUGGCUCUCCUAAAUUUGUUAAAGACGAGCCACAUGAAGAACCAGCACGAAGUUCCAAAGUUAAACUUCCAAGAAUAGAGAUUAGCGACACGAUUCUUGAACCAGAGGCUCUCCACACUCCUACCUUGAUGAAGACACCAUCAAUUACACCCUUCACGCCAAGCUUGAUGUUCACUUAUCCUGGACCUCAGGAAUCUUGUUCCACAGCUCAUCGCAAGCUCAGCACUAGCAGUAGCAAUAGCAGCGGGGAUCAAAGUCCAGGGUCCCUUAGCUCGCCGACUUUAUUGACUCUUUAAAAUGAUCUUGGAGAGAGAAGGGUGCCUUCAGGAGUAUUACAUUAUGUCUAAACUGAUUUCAGAUAGACCUAUGCCAGUCUUAAAAUUGUUGUAGACCCCCUAUAUAGGAUCAGAUUCACUUUGACAGUAAAGCAUGCUAUCACUUUUCCCUACAUUUGUUUGUUAUAAAUAUAUUUGUUUCAUUAUAAUUUGUUAGAUGCGUGGCCUUCUUUUAUAAGGUCACAAGUUUAGUCCGAAAUAGAGCUAUAUAAGAGCACAGGGUCACAGUUAAAGGCAGAGCCAACAUAAAACUGCAUGUCCACUGUGGUAUGGUCAAUAGAAAAGUUAGCGGCAGAGCCGAAAUUAUACUAUGUUACAGCGUAGUAAGCAUUUGGGAAAAAAGUAACGGCAGAGCCGGUCUACUUUGUAUUUAUUAAAGUAUAUUUUUGUAUGAUUAUUGUUUGGGGUAAAGUGUAUACAUUUUGAUAAUGAAAUAGUAAUAAAGCACAUCCCAAAUAAAUUCAUUUUUUAUUUCAUA
Rana temporaria (common frog) is the source of this 1468-nucleotide messenger RNA. RefSeq names its product FOS like 1, AP-1 transcription factor subunit (gene FOSL1). The coding region runs from base 52 to 951 and encodes 299 amino acids. Gene Ontology annotation, cellular component: nucleus. Gene Ontology annotation, molecular function: DNA-binding transcription factor activity, RNA polymerase II-specific; RNA polymerase II cis-regulatory region sequence-specific DNA binding. The record is from RefSeq and is a predicted model, not a curated record. The transcript has 4 exons. Gene Ontology annotation, biological process: regulation of transcription by RNA polymerase II. NCBI's taxonomy places the organism in Eukaryota, Metazoa, Chordata, Amphibia, Anura, Ranidae.